CCCAUUUUCUGACUUUGGUUUCCAAGAUUUGAUUUUCUUCUUCAACAUGAUUGAUCGAAGUCUCGUGAACUGAGUUUUCACGAUCAUUCGCGAUCGUCUAUAAAUCGAUUUGACUUUUCUUCAUAAAAAAAAAAUAAAAAAGAAAUGAACGCGGUGGGUAGGAUCGGGAGCUACAUCUACCGAGGCGUAGGCACGGUGUCAGGUCCGUUCCACCCAUUCGGUGGCGCCAUCGACAUUAUCGUCGUCGAGCAACCGGACGGCACGUUCAAAUCGUCUCCAUGGUACGUCAGAUUCGGCAAGUUUCAAGGGGUUUUGAAGAACAGAAGGAAUCUGAUCAAGAUCGAGGUCAAUGGCGUUGAUUCAGGUUUCACCAUGUACCUGGCUCAUACAGGCCAAGCUUACUUCCUCAGAGAAGUCGAAGAUCUGAUCGGAGAAGCCGAAGUCUACACUUUAUCUUCAGGCGACGAAGCCGAGACUAGUAGAAGGAGAAAGAGUAGUAGUGAUGGUGUUGAAAGGGUUAAGAUACCGUUGAAGUCUAAGAGCUGUAACUAUGAUUCAGCUAUUAGUCCUCGUGUUGUUGUUGGUAAUGGGAAGAUUGUUGGGAGGCCAGGGAUUCUAGGGUUUGUGUUUGGUGGUGGUAGAUCGGUUAAGGUAGAUGAUGAUGGUGUCACCUCCAUGGAGCGUGCUGAGAUUGCUGCUGAUCUCUUGGAUGUCAAGUGGUCUACCAAUAUAGAUACGCGCAAGUGCGUUAAAGGCAAAACUUCAAAGUCUUUUGAUGAUGGAACGAACAAGAGAAGCUUAUUAGUAGAUAGCCAUUCGAUAUUGGAAACUCCGCUUGUUGCGUCUCCUACGUUGCAGUAUCUUGAUGAGAAAGAGCAGGAUUUCCGUGAAAGCAGCAGCAAUGUGGCAGAUUAUUCAGUUAGAGUCGAACAAACCGAGCCGCCACUAGCAGAGGAUUCUGUUACAGGAUGUGGUUUGGAUUCUAAGCAAGAUAUGUUAGGUGUUGUGAAUGUCCCCACUAGGAGCAGCGCUGGCUCUCUUGUUCAAGAUGACAACAAAAUGGCAGUGGACGAUGGUUUUGAAAAGACUCAGUCAACAAAUGGAGAAAGCGUCUUUCAACCGGAGGUUGAAGAGGAACAGUUUUCCUUCAGCGAUAUUGGCGAUUGCAAAUCUGCUGAGACUUGUCCUGAAGAGACAAGUUUUCGUGAUACAGUAAAAGUUGAUGAAAAUGAAGUUAGUGUUGAAAACAGCGUGGAGGACUCAAAGGUCUUGUCAGAGCCGAUUGACAUAGAGAGAAAAAAAGAUAUCUCUGGAGAAGAAGAGAUGGACCGGUUGGCUGAAUCAUUACCUAUUAUGCGGCUUCACAACAACAAUGAUAUCGAUGCUAGUCCUUGUCAGCCUAUGAGCCAGUCAUUUGACCCAAGUUCCAAUACUUUGAAGGGUUUAGAUGCCGAAAACGUUGCUGACGGUAGACCAAACUUGCAGGCAUACAAACAUGUUAUCACUAAUCCUCAAGUGGUCGAGCUCUCUCUCUGCAAGCAUUUAUUACGUGAAGGAAUGGGAGCAGAAGCGGCUUCUCAGGCCUUCGAUUCAGAAAAACUGGAUAUGGAAAAAUUUGCUUCUUUGGGACCAUCAGUCUUGGAGAAUGAUAUGCUUAUAGUGAAGAUUGGUGGGUGUUAUUUUCCAUGGGAUGCAGCAGCUCCUAUUAUCUUAGGAGCGGUUUCAUUCGGGACUUCUCAAGUAUUUGAGCCCAAGGGCAUGAUAGCUGUUGACCGAAAUGAGAAAGCUGAUGCUGUAUUAGCUCCAAGCGGUGGAAGCUGGAACCUUUGGCCUUUCUCUCAACGACGAUCAAGGAAUGAUAGCGAAGCUUCUUCUAAGGACCCUGCUGAGCCUGAGGAGAAGAAACAAGAGAAGUCGUCGCCAAGACCAGUGAAGAAGACAGUCAGGGCAUUGACUCCAACGUCUGAACAAUUGGCUUCGCUGAAUCUGAAAGAAGGGAUGAAUAAAGUGAACUUCACGUUCUCCACGAAUAUUGUGGGUACACAACAGGUAGACGCGAGGAUCUACUUAUGGAAAUGGGAUGCUCGGAUAGUUGUUUCAGAUGUAGAUGGUACCAUCACAAGAUCCGAUGUGUUAGGCCAGUUCAUGCCUUUGGUUGGAAUAGAUUGGUCACAAACUGGUGUUACACAUUUAUUUUCAGCUGUUAAGGAAAACGGAUAUCAGCUGAUGUUCUUAAGUGCACGCGCAAUUUCUCAGGCGUCAGUCACAAGACAGUUUCUAGUUAAUCUUAAGCAGGAUGGGAAAGCAUUGCCGGAUGGGCCUGUUGUUAUUUCUCCCGAUGGCCUCUUUCCUUCGCUGUUUCGAGAAGUAAUUAGAAGAGCACCUCAUGAAUUCAAGAUUUCUUGCUUGGAGGAAAUACGAGCCUUGUUUCCUCCGGAACACAACCCGUUCUAUGCUGGUUUUGGAAACAGAGACACGGAUGAGAUAAGCUACCUUAAAGUCGGAAUUCCCCGGGGAAAGAUCUUCACUAUUAACCCAAAGGGAGAAGUAGCUGUGAAUCGUAGGGUGGAUACAAGGUCAUACACAAAUCUUCAUGCUCUUGUCAAUGGAAUGUUCCCAGCUACAACAACCUCUUCAGAACCGGAGGACUUUAACACAUGGAAUUUCUGGAAACUGCCGCCUCCACCGUUUAUGUGAUUAUGAUGAUGUUGGUUUAAGAAAACGUAGAUUAGGUGAUAGAAUAACAAAUGGUGGCCUCCAUCUUGAUUUUUUCUUUUAAAGGACAGUAGUUUUGGUUCUUUGUUUUUUUGUCACACUGGUUUCUUAUCACAAGUCUACGAUGUAUGCGCAGUUAUACUUGUAUAUAAAUACAUUAAUUUGUUGGACAGUA
Molecule: messenger RNA, 2890 nt
Organism: Raphanus sativus (radish)
Lineage: Eukaryota; Viridiplantae; Streptophyta; Magnoliopsida; Brassicales; Brassicaceae
Product: phosphatidate phosphatase PAH2-like
Exons: 11
Coding region: 145-2697 (850 amino acids)
Molecular function (GO): phosphatidate phosphatase activity
Source: RefSeq, a predicted model, not a curated record